Messenger RNA from Amborella trichopoda, 849 nucleotides. RefSeq lists its product as uncharacterized. The record is from RefSeq and is a predicted model, not a curated record. NCBI's taxonomy places the organism in Eukaryota, Viridiplantae, Streptophyta, Magnoliopsida, Amborellales, Amborellaceae.
UAAGAUGCCUUCAAGGCACUAUCGAAACCCUUCCCGUAGGGCAAGGAUCCCAAAUACUCCUAACCUACGCAUCCCGGAGCUUCUAGUUGAGAUUAAUAGAGUGCAGUGUGAAUUGGAAGAGGCACAAAGAACACUAAGGCUUUUUGAAGGCAAGCCCAUCGAGAUAAGAUCACUAGCACAGGCCGAAUACUAUGAGCAUCUCCUUGAAGAAACACUCACUCGAGUGAGAAAUCGUGAACAAGAAUUAGAAAGAAUUCGGCUCGGAGGCAACAACCCAAGUAAUUUACAGAUGUGUUCUCAUGGACAGAGCUCCAUUGCUGGUGGGUCCCUUGCAAAUGAUGCAGCUCACAAUAUGGAUCGGUUCUUGCAGAGGGGCCAUCCACAAUCGGUUCCUGAAUGUGUACCCACUUCAUCUAUGUACUCUUCUAUGAUGAAUGUUGCUGGAAGAAACAUUGCAGACCAAGUUCAAUCGACCAAUAGGAGCAAUCAAGUCAGAACAAAUGAAGAGUUCGUUCAGUUUGAUGCUACAGCUUCACAGUGGCCUGAAGUUAAAAUGGGAAUUGAAGAUUCUAAUGUUGGAUCGUCGGUCCGCAACUGAAGUGGAUGAGCUCUCCUCCAGAUGUACUUAUGUUAAUUACUCCAAGCUUUUCAUGAUUUUGUCGGAUGAGUCAUGUUAUAGAAAGACCAACAAAUUUUUUCCUUUCUAUCGACAUUAAUUACUUUUAUGAAUCUCCUUUCUAUUGACCUUAAUUACUUUAUUGAGUUGAAUAUGUGUGUGAGUAAAAAAAUAGGUUCCUGGCUCCACCUCCCAACAUUCAUGAUUACACAUAUUGCUAUUGUCUAAUCUAU